Molecule: messenger RNA, 2272 nt
Organism: Xyrichtys novacula (pearly razorfish)
Lineage: Eukaryota; Metazoa; Chordata; Actinopteri; Labriformes; Labridae
Source: the annotation of a GenBank genome assembly
GAGGAGGUGGUGCCCUCUAGUGGACCGUCUGUAUAAAAACCUUGCUCAACUGUAAGAGUUACGUGUCUUUUCGUGUAAAAAUGACCUCAAAAAUCUGUUUCAGGCUUUCUCCUUCAGUUUUUAAAUUGAGGUCCUGCCGGUCCUUCAGUUCGGUGACCUCCAGUCACAGUCUAAUGGUGGAUCAUGACCGAACCAACCGGCGCUUCACCGUCAAUCCGGGCAGCGGGAGCGGUGAGCACUCAAAGCCGGGGCUAACGCACCAUUGCGGGCGAAGAUGUUAAAGAAAACCCGGCGUCCAGGCGCGGCCUGCUAGGAAAAAUAAUUUCUGCUUGGAAUUGAUUUUGUAUUUUAAAGCAAAUCACUGCUUUACAAAUCAUUGUUAUACAUUUUUCUAAGGUUCAUAUUUCUUUGUUUAAGAGAUGGUGUCUAACGAAACACCUUUUACACAUUGGUGAAUAGAAUUUCUGUACUCAAAAGAGAAAACGUUUCAUAGACAGUAAGUUUAUUUUACAUGAUAGUACAUUUUGGUUUUUACACCCUGAAAGUUAAGCAUACAUGUUUUACGCUUAAGCCUCACAUUGAACACAUUUUUAAUUAGUUUGGCACAGUGCAGGGCUGAAGGAGCCAACGAAAUGAAGAUAUUUCAUAUGAGGUCUGAUAUUUUGUGUCUGUCAAUCUCCAGCCUUCUCUGUCAACAUACCGUAUACAGUCUAUGCAACAUACAUGCACUAAAUACUGUGUGUUCAUUCAUAACCUCUUAAAGUAAACAAAACUAAAUCUUGAAUAUCUAUAUUUGAGAUGAUUCAGAAAUAUUUUAGAUUAUUUUACAUAGAUAUUAGAUUUUUUUUAACUUAUUUUUUAUUUGUUUUUAAGUCUUAACAGUUACAGUGACAGGGCACAACAAUUCAUCACAAUCAUAAAUUUAUAAGUUAAUACUUAUAAAUUUAUACUUGAAUUAAUUUGUCAUUUGCCUAUUUUGUGAUUGCUAAGUUGUUUUUGGAUUCUGAAAUUGUAGCUUAUGAUAAAGGCCCCCCUGUCCCCUGUGUUGUAUAUUCUCAGUGGCCCCCGAGGACCAAGCCCUGCUGAACUACAGGUACACCGGGGACAGAGAAGUGGAUCUAAUGUCAACUUACGUACCUGAGACAUUCAGGGGUCAAGGUGUCGCUGCUCUAUUGUCCAAGGUGAAUUUUCAGAGAACCAGCUGUACUAUGAAUUAACAUUUUACUGUUAUUGUAUUGUUACCUGUUUAAUGUUUUUACAGGCUGCUUUGGACUUUGUGGUUGAAGAAAACCUGAAGGCGCAUGUCUCCUGUUGGUACAUAAAGAAAUACAUCGAGGAGAACCCAGAAUAUCCUUAUAAAGAGCGUAUCAUCACCUGACCAAUCUGUCUAGUUUGAUGUGGUUUAACUACCUCAAAAGAACCAAAGCCUCAUGGAGGUCGCUGCACAGAAACAGAACUGAACUUGGUUCAUCUGAACUCUGUGCAUCAUUGUGAUUGUGAAAAUAAUUACGGUAUGGUUUGACAUAAAAAAAAUUGUCCUAAUAGAGAGAGAUUGCUGAGAUUGUUGCCUGACUGUAUAAAAUAAUUUAUAUUAAUUGGUCAAAAUGUUAGUAAUGGUUAUCAAUACUCAUCAGCAAAAGCGACAUGAGGGACAACCUGGUCACGCCGUCAUUUCAAAUCAUGUGGUGGAGAAGGGUCCAACACAUUUUACCUCUGCCUGUUGACAAUGUGCCAAAAACAUCUGAUUCUGUUAGCAUUAUGAAUCAGUACGCAAGAAAAUAAGGAGAAUGUUAUGUGUUGUAACAAUAGCAGACAUAUGCUAGUCCCAUAUUGGGGAACUAAGUGGGCAUUAACAGCUGACCUUUGAUGUUAUCUGUGAAGAGAUACCUUUCAGAGUUGUGCCAUAAUUAUAAAGCUGUGUGAAAAGAAACACCAAUUAGCUGUAUCCAACUUUAUAUCACGAGAAAUGCAGCUAAAUUAAGUGUUUUUGGCAAAGGCUGAACAUCAUCAAAUGGGGGUUCUUUUGUUACCAAUACCAGCAUAAGAUAAAGUAGGAGAUUUUGGAGCAGAAACUCAUUCCGAGCUACUCUAUGAAUUUCCUGGUCUGACGUAAUGAAAGGUAAAAAUGUGUGUAUUUGGUCUGCUUUAAUGUGAACUUACUUCACAUGGAGGCUGAUAAGAAUCUAUUGUAAUGGUAGUAUUGUUUAUCUUGGAAAUGAAGGGACUAUUUUUUAAUAUGUUUUUGAUCAAUAAAAUUCUCUUUAAAUCGUAA